Messenger RNA from Postia placenta MAD-698-R-SB12, 1032 nucleotides. RefSeq lists its product as hypothetical. NCBI's taxonomy places the organism in Eukaryota, Fungi, Basidiomycota, Agaricomycetes, Polyporales, Adustoporiaceae. The transcript is spliced from 2 exons. The record is from RefSeq and is a predicted model, not a curated record. The coding region runs from base 1 to 1032 and encodes 343 amino acids.
AUGUCGAACAAUGCAGUAAACCCGGUUCCCUUGGGACUACCAGCCCUCGCAGGAUCUCCCCUUCUCCAGUACGACCGAGCAGACUGCUCCAACCCGCAGAUCGUCGCCCAUCAACAGCUUGUCAGCUAUUACCAGAGACACCCUCCCGCUCACCCAGAAGACGUAUUCGCCACCCUACGAAUCAACGUCGAACCAGCACAAACAACAGAGAACCUACAGUCACCUGUCAACAAACAACCGUUCGAGCUCCUGGACGUUCAGUACGUUCCCAUCGAGGCUCCAGAACUACCACCAGCUCCACCUGCACCAACCAACACACCGGUUGAAGUCCCUAUGGCAACGUUCACUCAAGCAGACAUCGAUCAGCGCAUCGCUGUCGCCCUUGCAGCAUACCAAUCCCAACAGUCAACUGCCAACCGACCCCUUUGCCUUGACAUCCCUGCUCCUGAACCUUUCAGCAGAAAGGCGGAGGACCUCAGAUGCUUCAUCCAAUGCGUCCUCUCCUACUUCGUUGCCACCAACAACACCAGACUUAGCGAUGAAGCAAAGAUUGCCUUCACUGUAGCGUUGAUGAGGAAGGACCUAGGGAAGACAUGGGCAGACGCAUACUAUAAGAAGUUGGCAGGGGGAGUCCAGGUCUAUCCCGAUUGGGCAGCCUUCGCCACCGCCCUCGAGGAAGCAUUUCCCGAGCACGGAACGCGAAUCAAGGCACAUCAAAUCCUGAUGAAACUGCCCAAACGACAGAAGAACAAGAAGACAGCGCUCUCCCUUGGAAACUAUGUCGCCCGCUUUGAGCAGCUAGCGUCGAAAGCCCAGCUCAAGGACGCCGAAGUCAAUGGCGUCAACCGCACCGAGAACGACUACCACACUCUCCACGCCAACUUCGUCAAGGGACUUCCAAAGGAGCUCUACGUCUCUCUCGCAACCAGGGUCGCUAGGGACCAACCCAGCACCAUGAAAGCCUGGUACGACAAAGUCCGAAAUGCCGAUGCCUGUCGCGACUUGAGGUCUAGCGACAGGGGGAAAACCUAA